Abrus precatorius (Indian licorice) is the source of this 1423-nucleotide messenger RNA. Its product is annotated as spermidine synthase 2. Lineage: Eukaryota; Viridiplantae; Streptophyta; Magnoliopsida; Fabales; Fabaceae. The record is from RefSeq and is a predicted model, not a curated record. Gene Ontology annotation, cellular component: cytosol. The transcript has 9 exons. Gene Ontology annotation, molecular function: spermidine synthase activity. Gene Ontology annotation, biological process: spermidine biosynthetic process. The coding region runs from base 112 to 1119 and encodes 335 amino acids.
UUUGCCCAAUAAUAUCUCACAAACCCAAGAAGAGCCAAACAGAGUGCUACCUGAAAAUUCGUUAUCACCCUUUUGUUAGAGAGAGAUCAGAGAGAGAGGGGGGGUUUGGCCAUGGCUGCUUCAGAGAACGUUGUUGAAUCACCAGUGAAGAGGCCAAGAGAUGAUGAAGAAAAUGGGGUCUCAGUUUCCAUGGAAAUGGAGGGUGGCAAAGACCCUGAUAGUAAUGGUUUAUCAUCGGUGAUUCCUGGGUGGUUCUCUGAAAUCAGUCCAAUGUGGCCUGGAGAGGCUCACUCCUUCAAGGUAGAAAAAAUUUUGUUUCAAGGAAAGUCUGAAUACCAGAAUAUAAUGGUCUUCCAGUCAUCAACAUAUGGCAAGGUUCUUGUUUUGGAUGGAGUCAUUCAGCUCACAGAAAGGGAUGAAUGUGCCUACCAGGAAAUGAUCACUCAUCUUCCUCUUUGCUCUAUUCCAAAUCCUAAAAAGGUUUUGGUAAUUGGUGGAGGUGAUGGAGGGGUCCUGCGAGAAGUAUCACGUCAUUCUUCAGUUGAAAAGAUAGACAUUUGUGAAAUUGACAACAUGGUUGUUGAUAUCUCGAAACAAUUUUUCCCUGAUGUAGCUGUAGGGUUUGAGGAUCCUCGGGUAACACUUCGUAUUGGUGAUGGAGUUGCAUUUCUGAAGGAAGUUCCAGAAGGAACAUAUGAUGCAGUUAUAGUGGAUUCAUCUGAUCCUGUUGGUCCUGCUCAGGAGCUGUUCGAAAAGCCCUUUUUUGAGUCGGUUGCAAAGGCUCUUCGUCCAGGAGGAGUUGUCUCUACACAGGCAGAAAGUAUAUGGCUUCAUAUGGAUAUAAUUGAAAAUAUUGUGACCAAUUGUCGCCAGAUUUUUAAAGGCUCUGUCAACUAUGCUUGGACUACUGUUCCUACAUACCCUAGUGGUAUGAUUGGUUUUAUGCUUUGCGCAACUGAGGGACCACCUGUUGAUUUCAAGCAUCCAGUGAAUCCCAUAGAUGAAAAAGAGUGUCAGAAGUCAGCAAGACCACUGAAAUUUUACAACUCAGAGAUGCAUACAGCAGCAUUCUGCUUACCAUCGUUUGCGAAGAGGAAAAUUGGUUCUAAAGAAAAUUGAGAAGAUUUUCAAGAGCCUGAAGGAGCUCAUGUGGUUGUUGAGAAAAGUGCAACAUUCAUCUUUGCUGUUUUGGUCCAUCUAUUAAUGAACCAUGGAAUAAGUCAGAGCUUAAUUUUAGCACUGAAGAGUAAGUUUUGUUUCAGGAAAUUAGUGUUAGGUGAUAAUGAUAUAGUUGAAGGAUUCAGUUGUCAAUAACUUUUCUCAUAAACACGAUUGACAAUGUGGAACUAUGAUUUGAGAAAAAAAUUUGUUUAGUGCAAAUGGUUUUUUCUUUUCCAUUUUAAAAUUUAAAUGCAUUAUUAUG